Molecule: messenger RNA, 1275 nt
Organism: Lactuca sativa (garden lettuce)
Lineage: Eukaryota; Viridiplantae; Streptophyta; Magnoliopsida; Asterales; Asteraceae
Source: RefSeq, a predicted model, not a curated record
UUGCUAUUCCCGCGAUUUGCCCAAAUGAACACGAUGAACAGAAACAAGAACAACACUAACAGCAGCAAAUUGAACUCCGUCUUCUACGCACAGACCUAUCACCCAAUCCAAGCCGGUAGCAUCGAUGGCACCGACAUUCUUCCUCACGAUAACGCCGUCUACAGAGCUCUCUUAUGUUCUUCCGCCGGCCUCUAUGAUCCGUUCGGUGAUCCAAAUGUCAUCGGUGAAGAUCCUUAUUGCACCGUUUUCGUCGGCCACCUCUCUCAAUUCACCACCGAAGAUACUCUUCGCAAGGCUAUGAGCAAAUAUGGCACAGUGAAGAACUUGCGAUUGGUCAGACAUAUUGUUACAGGUGCCUCUCAAGGUUAUGCAUUUGUUGAAUUCAAGAGUGAAAGAGAAAUGCAAAGAGCAUAUGAGAAGGCGCAUCAUUCAGUUAUUGAUGAUUCUGAAAUCAUAGUUGAUUAUAACAGGCAGCAACUAAUGCCAGGGUGGAUUCCAAGAAGAUUAGGAGGAGGUCUUGGAGGUAAGAAAGAAUCCGGGCAGCUUCGAUUUGGGGGUAGAGAAAGACCUUUUCGUGCCCCAUUGCGUCCAAUUCCAUUGGAUGAUUUGAAGCGACUUGGGAUUCCACCUCCACCUGAAGGCCACUACAUGUCAAGAUUUGAGGUAUGUUUUUCUCGAUCUUUCAACUAUAUGAAAACAUUAUUUGAUGAUGAUUGGAAUUUGAAGGUUCCAUCACCACCUCUAAAGAAAAGAACAAGUGUAGAUAGAGAUAGGGAAGAGAGGCAUAGAAAAAGUUCUAGUAGACAUGAGAGAAGAAGAUCGAGUAGUAGGGAUCACAUAUAUGAGGAAACCAAAGAUGGAUAUGGAUCUAAGAAGAGGAGUAACUAUAACCAUGAACAUGAAAAAAGAUCUAGUAGUCGAAACUAUGAGUAUGAUGAUGAAAGAGAUUCGCAUAAACAUCAUAGAUCAUCAACAUCAACAUCAAUAGGUUAUGAUAAUGAUGAUGAUCAUCAUCGAUCUGAUACGAGGCGUUCUCGUUCUGGUGAUAGGGAACAUCGGUCCCACAAGCGCCAUAGACAUGAGUAAGUUUUUUCUUUGAAAAUGGAAGGUAUAUGAUUAUGUGUGUUGAUUCUUAUUGUUUUCAACAUGAGGAACAUUGUAUUUAGGGAUUAUCAAAAUCUCAACUUUGAUUGGGUGAUUACGAAGUUAUUGUUGGGUAUUGUGAUUGUUCUUCAUUAAUAAUAAUUACAAAACUACGUUAUUAUUAACUAGAAA